This is a messenger RNA of Jaculus jaculus (lesser Egyptian jerboa), 457 nucleotides long. RefSeq names its product small ubiquitin-related modifier 1-like. Gene Ontology annotation, biological process: protein sumoylation. Gene Ontology annotation, molecular function: ubiquitin-like protein ligase binding; protein tag activity. Gene Ontology annotation, cellular component: PML body; nucleus. Bases 26 to 418 code for a protein of 130 amino acids. NCBI's taxonomy places the organism in Eukaryota, Metazoa, Chordata, Mammalia, Rodentia, Dipodidae. The record is from RefSeq and is a predicted model, not a curated record. The transcript has a single exon.
ACACCCCCAGGUGAAGGCUGUCACCAUGUCUGACCAAGAGGCAAAACCUUCAACUGAGGACUUGGGUGAUAAGGAAGGAGAAUACAUUAAACUAAAAGUUAUUGGACGGGAUAGCAGUGAGAUUCACUUCAAAGUGAAGAUGACAACACAUCUCAAAAAACUCAAAGAAUCAUACUGUCAAAGACAGGGCGUUCCAAUGAAUUCACUCAGGUUUGCCUUUGAAGGUCACAGAAUUGCUGAUAAUCAUACUCCAAAAGAACUGGGAAUGAAGGAAGAAGAUGUGAUUGAAGUUUAUCAGGAACAAAGGGGGGGAGGGGUCACUCAAGGGUUUAGUUAUUUUUAUUUUUUCUUUCCCCUCAAUCCUUUUUUAUUUUUAAAAACUAGUUCUUUUGUAAUGUGGUGUUCAAAACAAGAUUGAAUACGGGCACUCCACCUCUUUAGAACACACCGUGAUUUG